Molecule: messenger RNA, 549 nt
Organism: Microdochium trichocladiopsis
Lineage: Eukaryota; Fungi; Ascomycota; Sordariomycetes; Xylariales; Microdochiaceae
Exons: 1
Coding region: 1-549 (182 amino acids)
Source: RefSeq, a predicted model, not a curated record
AUGGUACUUCUUCAAGAUCCUUCCGUUGAAACCCUUCUCGGUCCAACACAUUGUCAGGUAGCGUGGCCCCCUGGAUCUCACUACUUCAACCCUCAACAUUACGGUAGGGGGCUUCGGGCUUGCCUCCAAGCUUCCUUCGAAAUCGACCUCACUGCAGUCCACAGAGCCAUCGUUGAGGCGAUGCUGGAGACCGCAGUCAUGGAUACAGAUCGCCAGCUCUCCAUGGACAGCAUUCUCAGCACACGGGCGAGCAUCCUGCACCGCAUUGGCCACUGCGUCAACGGCUCAACCCCAAUCCACUUCCUCGACUUUGUGUAUCCUCCCGAUUCGCGCACCCCCUUGGAGCAAUACAUACGCUUCGAAGUCUUGCGUGUCCUCCGGGCUGUACUGGUGGAGCCGUCUUUCUUCUCUUGCUCUGCGAGCCAGAUGGUGGCUGCGGCAGUCUCUGCAACGUGGCGUCGUCGGUUCGGAAUCCCCUGGGCGGAGCCGCUCGAUUCCCUUCCUGGUCACCAUUACGAAGAAAUCAAGUGGAUAGCGGACCUUCUGUAA